Molecule: messenger RNA, 1810 nt
Organism: Ictidomys tridecemlineatus (thirteen-lined ground squirrel)
Lineage: Eukaryota; Metazoa; Chordata; Mammalia; Rodentia; Sciuridae
Gene: Rabif
Product: RAB interacting factor
Biological process (GO): post-Golgi vesicle-mediated transport; small GTPase-mediated signal transduction
Cellular component (GO): membrane; cytosol
Molecular function (GO): zinc ion binding; guanyl-nucleotide exchange factor activity
Source: RefSeq, a predicted model, not a curated record
GUUACAGCGCGGUGGAAGCGGACGCCUGCGCAGAGGGGGUGAUCGUGCGCUCGCGCCCCGCCUCUGCCGAGCCGCGCCAGCGCAGUCAAGUGCCAGCGAGCAGAAGCAGCGCCUGCGUGGUCGUGGCCGGGGAGGCUGUGGCGGCAGCGGCGAUGGAGCCAGCGGAGCCCCCAAACGAAUUGGUGUCAGCCGAGGGCCGAAACCGGAAGGCGGUGCUGUGCCAACGUUGUGGCUCUCGCGUGCUGCAGCCAGGGACCGCUCUCUUCUCCCGUCGACAGCUUUUCCUUCCCUCCAUGAGAAAGAAGCCAGCUCUGGCUGACGGCAGCAACCCUGAAGGCGAUCUCCUCCAGGAGCACUGGCUGGUGGAUGACAUGUUCAUCUUUGAGAAUGUGGGCUUCACCAAGGAUGUGGGCAACAUCAAGUUUCUGGUCUGCGCAGACUGUGAAAUUGGACCCAUUGGCUGGCAUUGCCUCGAUGACAAGAACAGUUUCUAUGUGGCCUUGGAACGGGUUUCCCAUGAAUAACUGAGGGGAUGGGGACUCAGAUCCACCCCAACUAUAAAAGCUCUCCCCACAAGAACUGGCGUUGGACCUUUGUAACUCCUGUGCUGCCUUCUCUGUACUAAUACAAGUGACGAGCACCAACACCUCCACUGGAGCACGCACAGGGCCAGGCCUCCUUCCUCCGCGCCCCCUGCAUGCCUCAGGCCAGGUCCACGUGCAUAACGUGUCCUGAUCCCUUUUCCCCUUGUUUUAAGAUACUGUCAUACCUCCACAAAUCUAGUCUCAUCCCUGGCGCUCUGCCGAGGCUGUCUUUUACCCAGGACUUGCUUUUGUUUUUUUCUUGCUCUAGAAGAGCAGAAUUCAACUUUUUAGCCAUGACAUAUGACAAAAGAUGCUCAUGUGCUGAUAGUUAAAACUCCAUCUUUUUCUCAUUCAGGAAAGCAUAUUUGGGGGCUGGGGACAUAGCUUAGUAGGUAGAGUGCUUGCCUCGCAUGCACAAGGCCAGUGGUUCAAUCCCCAGCACCACAAAAAAAAAAGAAAAAAGAAAGCAUACGCAUGCUGGGCACAGAUUACGACUGUAAUCCCAACAUCUCGGGAGGCUGAGAUAGGAGGAUCAAGGGUUCAAAGCCAGCCUCAUCAAUGGUGAGGCACUAAGCAACUCAGUGAGACCCUGUCUCUAAAUAAAAUUCAAAAUAGGGCUGGGCAUGUGACUCAGUGGUUGUGUGUCCUUGAGUUCAAUCUCUAGUACCCCUUCCAAAAAAAAAAGGCAUACACAUAUCUGAGACAUACUGCUUUGUGGCUAACCUUGUUAUCUACAUUAAUUUAUUAUUUCUAAAAGUAAAACAUAUACAGACUUCAGUAUUUAAAUCACUAAUGAGAAACACAUUACUUUGGGUACAUCUCUAAUAUCAUGUUUGAGAAUCUUUGCUCUGGGUGGACACUGGUGUUUUAUUGCAAAGAUGGAUGUGGCCCCUCUUUCCUUCAAAAGUUAAUGUGGUUUCUCCUUUUAUUGGCUCCUCAUGCCUACAGCCUGUAUAUUAGCCUCAGACUGUCUGCCCCAUCUGAGCCACCCAAGGGAAACAAGCUUGACAGUUAACCAGCCUCUCCUGGAGACUGGAGGAUAUGGGAUAUAUGAGGGAAAGGCCUUUGCCUAUCUCCUCUGGACAGGUAACUUUAUUACCUUGUUCUUAGGACAGACUUCUGUAAUAGAUAGCAUCAUGAUUUAUCGGACAUGCUCAGUGUGUUCCUCAGAGUUUUGAUUCAAAUGAAUCUCCCUACCAGUCCAGAAUACAGAUUUUUCCCACCAA